UUGGCCGUUCAGUUCAUUUCGGGCAUUUGUUAUGGUUGGUUGGGUUAACGCAGGUUUGUUUACGGUAGCAAAGAGGAGCCAUCCGAGCCCUAGGAGAACCGUACCGUGGUGAAAAAAGGAGUGUUAGGAUAUUACCGCCUAAAGAGUGUCAGUUCUACAACCCACAAAGCUAGGGCUAAUUUCCCGAUUUUCCAGUACCGGUAGAAGGGUCCUAGUCGUUCCGCUGUUGUAGUCGAAGUGGUUCGAAGGCGAGAUCAACGCGCUUGCAAUACGGUCGAAGAGAGGAGAAGACAGUCAGUUCAGUUCGGUUCAAAGAUCGCGAAAUUCGCAAUAAAUAAUCGCACCAGCACACUGCCAACUUUUCACAAUCAUUCCGCAUACGCCGUCUGUCCGUCGUUCGGAUAUGGUAGUCUGAGGGCAGUGUUCGGCCGGAGAAGAGCUUUUGGACUUGUUGUGGAUAAGUGUGUGGCUUUGCUAGUUCUAGCAACAAUAAUCAGCUACUUACUGACGACGACCGACUGCGACCACGACCGCGGUGAGGAGAGUUCAUUUUUCGCGAAUUUUUUGACAGCUGAACGUACAUACGAAAAAAGGUAAAAAAAGCUGUCGCGAAAGGAGAGCAGCUAACACAGCAAGCGAGAGCGCGAUGAGUGUGAAUUUGAUGAAGAAGUGAUAGAUAGAGCGCGCGCACAGGGUGCCUUUGCCUUGAAAGGUAGAUCAGUGGAAGAAAGAGUGCACGGCGGCAAGUAAAUAAAAAUAAUACCGUGCAGUGCUUUGAGUAAGAAGAUUGUGUGAUUGGGGCGAAUCCGUAUCGAUAAGAAACGAAACGCGCAAGUGUCUGUUCAGGUUUGUUUACGAUUUUUCCGCGCACUGUUUGUUUGUUGACAAGGAAAGGCUACACGAGCUGCGCCGUAAUCACCCUCGGGAGCGACCGCUGAGACGGGAAUGCUCCGUGGCUUUUAAUGUUUUUGUGGCUGGGUUGAAGCUGUGUCGCGUUUUCUUUUGCGAAAAAAAUUCAUGAAAACCUCGAAUGUGCUAUAGCUCGUUUCCUCCCGACGCCCUUUCAAUAAAAUUGUGGAACAGUGAAAACGUCGACAGUUAAGAAAUUCAACCCUCCAAUUAGUGGCGUGCCGUUUUCUUCGCUUCCCGGUUUGCUAGAGUAAAUAUGAUAUACUCGAGAGCCAGAGCAAAUCUGUAAAACACCGAUUUCAAAGGGCUUGGCAAUUAAAAAUUCCUUUAACCGCUGUAGAAAAUUACUAAUGGAAAUGUUUGGUUCACGUGGAUUACGUUUGUACGCGAAAAUGUCACCGUCGUCGGUGCUUAUGUUGUGGAGCACCACGCUGCUGCUGCUGCUGCUGGGUGGCUCGAGCACGACCGUGGAGGCCAAAAGUGUCGAACAACACGAACUGCUGAGCUGCGAGCACGUCAGCAAUUUUUUCUCGUCGAUCAACGUCACAAUCGCGCCGGUCACCAAGAACGAAGGCAAUGUUUGUGGCGGUGUCUGCUGUGAUAGCCAAGUGGAAAGCCAGCUUGAAGCAAAGGCGGCGAAAAACUUCGAACGACUAGUCAAACACCACACCCGGAGUCAGCGGGGCCACUGGGAGCAAACGGUGAAUCUCUACCGAGAUUACCUGCUGCAGCUCUCCCGUCAGUCCGAGAACAAAACUUUGAAUCUGUUCUCGACGGUGUACCGUAAAAUGUCCCCACUGUCGCGGGAACCGAUUCUGGAGCUGUACGAAACAAUCCGGAACCAUCUAACGUCGGACUCGUUUACCGACGACAUCGGUCUAGUCACAGACAAAUUCUUCCGAAAUCUGUUCCCAGUGGCCUAUCACCACGCAGUGGUGCUCGCCGAUAAGGAUGUAGAUUUUCACAGCGACUACAAGAAUUGUCUGAUCCACACCUACGAUGAUUUGAAACCAUUCGGGGAUAUUCCGCAGCAGCUUGCGAACUCACUAGUGACGAGCGUCGGUGCGGCCAGCGUUCUGUUGCGAGUGCUCCGAGAAGGUGCCGAAGUGCUGAACAAACUCGACGAGCUGGGAGCGGAAAAUCUCCAGGAUACAUGCAAGGCCGCUUUGCUCAGGAUGAACUAUUGUGCGAGUUGUAAAAAGUAUAACCACAAUCACGCGAAACCCUGUGCAGGACUAUGCAAAAAUGUCAUGAGGGGUUGUUUGAUGCAGUAUAUCGGCAUCCUGAACCAGGACUGGUACACGUUUACGGAAGCUAUCGUUCCACUUAUAAGCACCGUCCGGUCGAACGAUGGUAUCGAGGCAGAAAUCAAGGGCCUGGAUGGAAGAUUGUCCAGCGCCAUCAUGCACGCGAUGGAGAAUGGCCCGCAGCUGGAAGUAAAGGUCAAGAAGGGCUGCGGAACGCCUUCGCUAAUGCAGAACGAUAAUCUGGCCGGUUCGUACGAACAACAACUGCAACCGACGAUGCACAGCAACAAAUGGAUUCUAGCGCCGAUUAACGAGAUGCUCCAGUUCGAGAUGACUAUCGACAAAAACAAGGACCUCUUUCUGCAACUUUCGUCUACUCUUUGCGACGAUGAAGAUUAUCACAACAACGAUGAGAAUUGCUGGACCGGCACCCACUACGGCGAUUACACCCACGAAAUAGUAUCAACUACUUCCCAGAAGUACAACCCGGAGGUACCGUACAGCAGCACCACCGAACAGUUCCCGCGGGACAUCCGGCUGCAAAUGCUGAUCGAUAAGUUAAUUAAUUUGAAGAGUGCCGCCACCAAAGCUGUAUCGGCCAAUGCGUUCAAGAGUGACGCCGACAAAAUGCUAUCCGACAUGGCAGACGGUUCCGGUGGUUAUCGGGACUACGAAGCGCCGGACGAAGAAUCCUCGUAUGAGGAAAAUGGUUCGGGAUCUGGUGAAGGUCCCGAUUCGCGGCGUGGUGGCUUUGAAACUAUCAACGUCCAAACUGGAAGUAACUUCACACCGCCAGCCGGUAAAGCGGCCGGAAUCUCCCUCUCGUAUGUGCUCGCGUGCGUUGCUCUCCUGCUGUCCGGCCUGAUCAGCAACAGCAGGCACUAAGUGUGUAGGGCUCGGGGAGACACCCGCACCGGUUGUUUUGUUCUUCAGGUAAACUCAGCUGUAGAGAAAUGGAGUCAAGUUAUUCGUACUCGUUGUCUUCUUUCGCCUAUUUAAUGCUUCAUUCAGGAAACUCGCGAAACGAAUUCACGCACACGGCAGUUUCUACGUGUAAUAGCAGCGCGUGCAAGUCAGAUUGUAGGACUGUAAAAUUAUUAAACGACAGCAAAAAACAACAGAAAAAAAAUACUAGGAUAUAACAAAUCUACCCGUAGCAAUGUAAAUCAAUUGUACACGUAUCCGGCGAAUCCGUGGCGUGAGAAGCCACUCAAACUAGUGUUGAAAUUUGUGAGAAUACCUAUCCUGGAACGCAGAACGUUAGACGCCAUAGCAAGUAUCCGCAGAUUUCAGCUUUCUAUUCAUUGCUGCUGCUGCCAAAAAGCUCAAGCAAUAUGUUGAUAUUCUAAUAUGUUUUACUCAAACAUUCAUAGGAGGAAAGUAUGCGUGUGUACACUAGAGGGCAACUUGCGUUUUCGAUUGUGUUUUCUCCCAUCUAACUGUGUUUCGUGAAGUCAAAAUUGUGAGAGUGUACAAAUUUUACCAAGAAAAGAAAAAGCAAUCUAAUCUCAUUUCCCGUUCCGCGGAAGCUUUAUAUUUUAGUAAGUAAAUAACCAAUGUCCCCCAUCCCUCCUUUUCCCUCCUGGAGUUACGAGCAGGUAUCGCAUUCAAAACCAAGUCGCCAUAUUUAAUUAAAAGUUUAUAAUAGUUUAGUUAGGUGCCAGCGCACAGAAAUAUACGCAGUUUACUACUAGUAGAACAACUCAGCUUAACGAUUGUACGCCAGACAAAUGUAUACUCUACUUCGGAUCUUUGUUUUAUGCUGGUAGCUUUACCACUUCGUUUCAGCAACAGCAGUUGAAAGUUUAUGAAACGAGAAAAAAAAAACAACUAAUUAUCGUUAGUUAUAGAAAACCUGCCUGCCCUUUGGUCCCUCAAUCAAUGAUUAAGAGAAAAAAUGAACUAGAAUACCGUAGGUAGAACUAUUAAAUUAAACAAAACCCUAAUUUUUCAAUGUUAGUUGGGAAAAACUUGUAAAUAAGUAACAGAUAAGAAACGAAAAAAAAUCUAAAGUUUAUUGGUGGUUAACAAUAUCCAGCAGAAAGCGGCCGCAGCAAAUCGUUCGAAGUAACGAGAAAAAAAAGCAAAAAAACCCUCUUGUCGACGUGAAAGUAUUAGAAAUUUCUUCCAUCCUAACCUGCCUCAACGAAGUUUGUUAAUUCACUUUCUUUCGUUUCCACUUUUCCGACUAUCUACUUACUGAAACAAACAAAAAAAAUUAGGCAAAAAGAACCCAAAUUUGUAAAUAAAAACAAAACUAACUUAGCGUUAAAAUUGCAUAACACGUGCGAAACAGGUUUCUCUUCUUUUUCACCUUCGCUACUUCUUUACCCCAUUGUUACACUGUCCUCCCAAGGCGAUAAAAUUAACGUACUACAGCAACAAUAAUCUACCGCACGCCUCCGGCUAACCCCGAGACUGUCCUACUAGAACUAAUCCUACUUUCAAACCCGUCGUCCUAUGAACGGUUUUCACCCCAGUUCAGUCGAACUUUGUGAGUUUGGUGACAUCAAUAGUUGAGGUAACUUUGCGUACUCUUUCUUUUUAAAUCUUUUUUAAAAAUUAUUUGAAUUUUUUAUUUGAUUUGGUCCAUAUCAAGUCCCUUUGUAUUUAUAGAUGAAGCAAAAAAAAAAAGUCCCUUUGUAUUUUUAUUUGUUAUAGCAUAUUAUUUGGAUUUAAGUCAUUCUUUAAAACCCGCCGGCUUUUCUCGUCAUACUUGUCUUUGUGAUAAACUGUCAAAAGAAUGCAAUGCACUAACAGUAACUUUUUCCUGCCGAAAUUACCCAAAUGACACACUGUUGAAUCGACUUUUCUGUCCAAAAUUUUGAAUAACAAAACAAAAAUAAAGUCAAAAACCUUUUGUAAAAGACAAAUAGAUUUUUCUUUGAAAUUUUAAAUUGCUCAUGUUACCAAACGUCUCCAAACUUACAAUGUUUCUCUGCAAUCGGAGAGAGAUCAGCGUAAAAUCGCUCCAAUCAAAACGUGACAAAAAUUUUGCAAGCAUAUUUCAUUUCCCCCCGCCCAGAACGAUAGAAGUAAAAAAAAAAAACAAGCUAAACUAAACUUGUGCUGUGCGUGGAAAGGAUUGAGUCCCGAGCAGUGGAUUAUAAACCUACUUUACGAGAUGUGGGGCGAAAGAUCGAAAGAACAAAAAGAAAUGAUUGUGUUUGAACUAUCUGUGAUUGAGCUAAGAAAAAAAAGUUUAUAAGGUGUAGAAAACAAGGCGUAACAUCAUGCAAGAGAGAGAGAGAAAGAGAAAUAAGAGAGAGAGAAUGAUGAGGAGAGCCGAGCUACUGCAAGCCCAAACUAGAGAGUAAAAAGAAUACCUAAUUUAUUGUUAUAAAUGAAGAAUGUUGUUCCACCAGCCCAGGCAGCGAUGAAUCGUGUUUUCUGCAAGCUAUAAGAAUUAAAAACAAACAAACAAAAACACUAAACUAAAAACGUUAUCUUUCGCGGCAUCAACUGCACCGAAUUAUGUGCGGUGCUUUUCGUUUUGUCGUUUUGCGGAAACGAAUUCCCAACUCCGCGGGACGUGGUCUGAUUCAUCCCGUAUUUGGCUGCCAGUGAUAAUAUUUUUUAGCUUUAGGUGUUGUUUUCUAAAUUUAUUUUAUUUUCAAAAUUUGGCCACACGCGGGGGAGGGAGAUUUUUCGCGCAACAAAACCAACACCGCUGCGAACCUUUACUAUCGAUUGCGUGCAUGCCAUGAGACGGGACAUGUAAAGAACAACAAUAAAGGUAGUGCUAAUGUGUUCUCGCAAGUUGAUUUGUUUUAAACUGCAAACAUGGAAGGCUAUAGAAGACGAAAGUUAGUUGGACGUUUGUAUUUAUAUAAUAAAUACGCCAGAGAAACAGGAAUAAUAUAUUUAACUGCAGCUACGACAAAAAAAAACAUUUAAAAAAUUAAAAAAAAAACAGUGAAAAGGUCACUAACUGUUAGAACGAUGUAUUAUAGUAACUAGGUGAAAACGAGAAAUCAUUUCAGCAAAUAAAAGAAAAACUAAAAAGAAAGUGUUAUUUUGCCUAUGUUAAAACGUACAAUAGGAAGAUUUGAAGGAAGAAGCAAAAAAAACUUGUGUAAAAAUGUGAAGAAAUCGGGAAGAAAUAAAUAACCUACUAUUCAA
This is a messenger RNA of Wyeomyia smithii (pitcher-plant mosquito), 6278 nucleotides long. It is a transcript of the gene dally, whose product is annotated as division abnormally delayed protein. The record is from RefSeq and is a predicted model, not a curated record. The coding region runs from base 1260 to 3041 and encodes 593 amino acids. The transcript has 8 exons. Gene Ontology annotation, biological process: cell migration; positive regulation of canonical Wnt signaling pathway; regulation of protein localization to membrane. NCBI's taxonomy places the organism in Eukaryota, Metazoa, Arthropoda, Insecta, Diptera, Culicidae. Gene Ontology annotation, cellular component: cell surface; plasma membrane; extracellular region.